This is a messenger RNA of Symphalangus syndactylus (siamang), 3235 nucleotides long. It is a transcript of the gene CLDND1, whose product is annotated as claudin domain containing 1. Gene Ontology annotation, cellular component: membrane. The record is from RefSeq and is a predicted model, not a curated record. NCBI's taxonomy places the organism in Eukaryota, Metazoa, Chordata, Mammalia, Primates, Hylobatidae.
AAAUGUGCAUUAACAAUCAUGAAGAAAGGGACUGGUUCAAGCAGGAGCCUUUAUCCAAGAGUUCAAGGACAGAUGGGAAUUGGAUUUUGUCUGGUGGACUUGAUUGGCAAGGGUCGAAGAAGGCUGCUCAGCUGAGAAAACAGCACAUGGCCUAAUUAUAUCCACAACACAGGGAUUUUUCAGUCCUAUCUUUAAAAAUGAACUCUUCCUUGCAUCUAUGAAGCAACGUGAAUCCUAUCAUUAACACUUCUUUCUUUGUUGCUGACAAAAAUUAACUCCUAAACCCACCAACAGAGCUUGAAAUGUCACAGUUCCCUUUAGAGUGACACAGACCUCUUCCUCCUCCUGGCAAAAUCUUCUGCAUGAAUGAAGGUGGAGAGAGCCUUAGUAAGGUGACUAUCUGAUGUCUCAGUGCUACUCCCAAAGUCAUAGUUUUUCAGGCAAGGGCACAAGCAGUGGACAAUGGCCCGGCGGAUGUAGCUGUCGAAGAUAUAGUAAAUGAAAGGGUUGACACAGCUGUUGGCAAAUGCCAAGGGUCCACUCACCUCCAUACCAAGCUGAAGAAUGGCUGAGGGAAAAUAGUGUUCUUGCCGCAACCCAGAGACAAUGGCCAGGAGCUUGAAAGUAUUGAAGGGCAGCCAGGAGACAAGAAAGGCUGCCACGACAAUAAAGAUGAUCUUUAUGGAUUUCUUCAGCUUUUUGUUGUGCUUUCCUGACUGCUGGUAAUGGGCACACAGCUUCCUUGCAAUGCAACAGUAGCAAGUCACAAUGCUCAACAAAGGGACAAAAAAGGUGAAAAUUAAGGCCACCAAGGACCAUAUGAGUUUAAUUGGAGUUGCCUUUUUCUCUGCACAGUAUGGCUUAUCAUCAAUCAGCGUGAGCUCCCUCGACAGAAGAGUAGGCAACCCCAGCAGGCAGGAGAUAAACCAGAUGCUGGCACAGACUACAUAUGCAGAGUCUGUCCUUCUGAAUUUCCUGGAUACCACUGGCCACACAAUGGCCAGGUAGCGGUCAACACUCAUGCAAGUGAGCAAGAGGACACUGCAGUGCAUAUUGACGGAGAUCAUGUAGGAGCUCCCUUUGCACAGGAAGGAGCCCGUCCUCCACAGUCCUAAAGAUGCUUCUUUAUCCACCCAGAGAGGCAACGUGACAAGGAAAAUGAAGUCAGAGGCAGCCAGAUUGAUGAUAAAGAUGUCGAUCAGUCUUCGGCUGCCGGGUUUGAAAUGCAACGCUCCCAUGAGAACAAGGUUCCCCAGCGCUCCAGUCAGGAACACAGCUGUGUAAAAGACUGGAAGGAAGACAGAGGUGUAAGGAACAUGGGAGUGGGUCUCCCUGAUGUCAGAGUUUGGGCUCGUAGCAUAGUAAUAAUCCAAAUAAACUGAAGUUUCUUCUGGGUCCAUCACCAAAGAGCAGAUGCCAAAUCUGAGCAGUCUGAAUGCCAGAAUGGAUAACCGUUUUGCUACAGCAUUUGUAAUUGCUUGUGUGCUUAGCCUCAUUUCCACCAUCUACAUGGCAGCCUCCAUUGGCACAGACUUCUGGUAUGAAUAUCGAAGUCCAGUUCAAGAAAAUUCCAGUGAUUUGAAUAAAAGCAUCUGGGAUGAAUUUAUUAGUGAUGAGGCAGAUGAAAAGACUUAUAAUGAUGCACUUUUUCGAUACAAUGGCACAGUGGGAUUGUGGAGACGGUGUAUCACCAUACCCAAAAACAUGCAUUGGUAUAGCCCACCAGAAAGGACAGAGUCAUUUGAUGUGGUCACAAAAUGUGUGAGUUUCACACUAACUGAGCAGUUCAUGGAGAAAUUUGUUGAUCCCGGAAACCACAAUAGUGGGAUUGAUCUACUUAGGACCUGUCUGUGUACACUGGGCUCAGUAAGUUGUUAUGUUGCUGGAAUUGAACUACUCCACCAGAAACUGGAGCUCCCUGACAGUGUAUCCGGCGAAUUUGGAUGGUCCUUCUGCCUGGCUUGUGUCUCAGCUCCCUUACAGUUCAUGGCUUCUGCUCUCUUCAUCUGGGCUGCUCACACCAACCGGAAAGAGUACACCUUAAUGAAGGCAUAUCGCGUGGCAUGAGCAAGAAACUGCCUGCUUUACAAUUGCCAUUUUUAUUUUUUUAAAAUAAUAACUGAUAUUUUCCCCACCUCUCAAUUGUUUUUAAUUUUUAUUUUAUUUGUGGAUAUACCAUUUUAUUAUGAAAAUCUAUUUUAUUUAUACACAUUUACCACUAAAUACACACAAUACCACUAAGAUUUAUGUGGUUUACUUUAAGCGAUGCCAUCUUUCAAAUAAACUAAUCUAGGUCUAGACAGAAAGAAAUGCAUAGGGACUUGACACAAAUUUAUGAAAGAAAAUUGGCAGUAGGAAUGUGACCCAAAACAAGUGCUAAUGUCUGUUAGACUUUUCAGUAAAACUAAAGUAACUGUAUCUGUUCAACUAAAAACUUAUAUUAGUUUCUUUGGGAAACCUCUCAUCGUCAAAACUUUAUGUUCACUUUGCUGUUGUAGAUAGCCAGUCAGCCAGCAGUAUUAGUGCUAUUUUCAAAGAUUUAAGCUCUAUAAAAUUGGGAAAUUAUCUAAGAUCAUUUUCCCUAAGCAUUGACACAUAGCUUCAUCUGAGGUGAGAUAUGGCAACUGUUUGUAUCUGCACUGUGUCUGUCUACAAAAAGUGAAAAAUACAGUGUUUACUUGAAAUUUUAACUUUGUAACUGCAAGAAUUCCAGUUCAGCUGGGCAAGGAUUAAUAUUAUUUUUAACUCUCCGUAAGAUUUUCAGUACCACCAAAUUGUUUUGGAGUUUUUUUCUUUCCUCUUCACAUACCAGGGUUAUUAAAAGUGUGCUUUCUUUUUAACAGUUACAAAGUAAAAUUCCCCAACUGCUAUUUAUUUAUUCCAGCCCAGUACCAUAAAGAACGUUUCGCCAUAAUGACCCUCCAGAGCUGGGAAACCUACCACAAGAUCUAAAGUUCUGGCUGUCCAUUAACCUCCAACUAUGGUCUUUAUUUCUUGUGGUAAUAUGAUGUGCCUUUCCUUGCCUAAAUCCCUUCCUGGUGUGUAUCAACAUUAUUUAAUGUCUUCUAAUUCAGUCAUUUUUUUAUAAGUAUGUCUAUAAACAUUGAACUUUAAAAAAUCUUAUUUAUUUAUUCCACUACUGUAGCAAUUGACAGAUUAAAAAAAAGUAACUUCAUAAUUUCUUACCAUAACCUCAAUGUCUUUUUUAAAAAAUAAAAUUGAAAAUGAAAAGAUA